UUGUCUGACCUACUCUUGACUGACACUGAACGAAUGACCACCUGUCUACUAAGGUAUGUGGAGCAGGAAUAGGUGUAGCGUCUUCGGGAGCCAUGAGCCGCCCUUCACGUAGGCAAUGCAGCCACACAGACAUCAGACAGACAAACAGCCGCUACUCGGAAGACAGCGGAAGGAAAGGCUUGGAGGAUACAGCCAACACUUACUCGCGCUCCCUUCCCAGUCUCAAUGUACGGAACCUUCUCUUGUCCAGUUGGGGAUUGGUUCCGUUUCGUCCAUCACCUUCCUGGCGUAUCCAUAUAUAAAUUCCGUCAGAAACUCCACUUAACCGCGAUAUUUCACCGAAAACUCAAUGUCCCCGAACAGAGGCCACUACCCCACCAUCGUCUCACCACAUACUGGCUCCUCAGGCUGUCGGCUGCCAAGGAUAAUGGUACCUGCCCCCAAACACCACAGGGAUUGUGUGGAUGAGGAGGCAUUCCCACUCAUGUCACUGCAGGAGCUUCUUGAGUGGAAAGAGCCAAAGAGUGGUGGAGGGGUGAGGAGGCUUUUUCAGCCCCGAGCCUCACCCUCCUCUCAGCCGCUGACCCUGGUGUGCCAUGACAUGAAGGGUGGAUAUCUGGAUGACCGGUUCGUUAGUGGUUGCAGCAACAAGGAUGCUUACCGUUUCUACCACUGGUCUGGGGUAGACACAUUUGUGUACUUCAGCCACCACCUGGUCACCAUCCCACCUCCUGCUUGGAUUAAUGCUGCCCACCUGCAUGGAGUCUCUGUUCUUGGAACCUUCAUCACUGAGUGGGAAGCUGGGAGUGCAGUAUGUAAGGAUCUUCUGGCUAGUGAGGGGACAGUGGAAACAGCAGUGAAUCAGCUGACACGCAUUGCUCAUUACCAUGGGUUUGAGGGCUGGCUUGUCAAUAUUGAGAAUGAGGUUCCUCCAGCUAAGAUCCCGCUCCUGCUGUAUUUUCUGAGGAAACUGACCUCAGCCAUGAGGACAACAGAUGCAAACAGGAAGAUGGAGGAAAAAAUUAUGAAGGAGGAAGAGACAAGAAAGGAAAGUAAGGAAAUAGAGAAAAAACUAACAGAAGAUGAAACCAAUAUGGAAAGAAAGGAAGUAAAUGAAUUAUAUGGAAAAAGUCAUAACAUUCACCGUGUUAUAUGGUAUGACAGUGUAACAGAAAAUGGAAAGUUGGAGUGGCAGAAUGAGCUCAAUCCCCACAAUCAAGCCUUUUUUAAUGCUUGUGAUGGAAUAUUCCUUAACUACACUUGGACAGAGGCUCACUUGGACAGAACUAAAAAGGCAGCAGCAGCAACAGGUAGUGGUUUUGAAGGCGACCGUAUCUCAGACGUGUUUGUGGGGCUGGACAUCUUUGGAAGAAACUUUUAUGCUGGAGGAAAAUACAACACUUGGAAGGCUCUUGAUGUGGUGCGUAAAUAUGGCCUUUCAGCGGCCAUCUUUGCACCUGGAUGGACCUUUGAGACUCAGGAUAACUUUGUGGAAGCAGAAAAAUGCAUGUGGAGGUCCCUUGCACCCUAUUUAAACCAUCAGGGACCCCAGCACCUCCCCCUCACCACCUCCUUCUGCCAGGGGUAUGGGGACCACUUCUACUGCAGAGGAAAGGUGGAGAAGGAAGGUGCAUGGCAUGACCUAAGUCUCCAGCAGCUGCAGCCUCUUUGGUCACAGAUUUUUACUGUGUGACCUUGAGUGGCAAGCGACCCUGAGACUGAGUGUGGCCUACAAGUGGUGUGGCACAUCAACCACCCUCAUCCUCCUGUGCUAUCUGUCAAGGAGCCAAGAUGCCUCUUCCUCCAGUCAGAGCAGAGUUCUAGAGUUCAGAUGUGAAGAGAGUAAAGGUGAACAGAAGAAAAAAGAAAAGAAGGACUAUGGAGAUGGUAACCCAAUAACUCAGUGUCCUUUAUUGGACAGUCAUGAGGAAAAUGGAUGGAGUGUGAG
This is a messenger RNA of Eriocheir sinensis (Chinese mitten crab), 1948 nucleotides long. It is a transcript of the gene ENGase, whose product is annotated as cytosolic endo-beta-N-acetylglucosaminidase-like. Lineage: Eukaryota; Metazoa; Arthropoda; Malacostraca; Decapoda; Varunidae. The record is from RefSeq and is a predicted model, not a curated record. The transcript has 9 exons. Gene Ontology annotation, molecular function: mannosyl-glycoprotein endo-beta-N-acetylglucosaminidase activity. Gene Ontology annotation, cellular component: cytoplasm. Bases 350 to 1693 code for a protein of 447 amino acids. Gene Ontology annotation, biological process: protein deglycosylation.